AACACCACCACCAACUCCCAAGAAUUUCCCAAACGCCUCACAAUGCCCAAAGAAAAGUCAAUCAAUCCUGCGCAAGCCCAGCGCAAAGCCGAGAAAGCAAAGGCGAUCAAGAAGGGAAAAGCCGAAGCCGCAUCACGACGCAACGAAAAGCUCGCACGUCGAAACCCAGACCGUCUUCAGAAGCAACUCGACGAACUAAAAGCUAUACAGACCAGCGGCGGCACUCUUACCUCGCACGAGAAAACAGUCCUCGAAGGGUUAGAGCGAGAUCUGAAAGCCGUUCGUAAGGCGAGAGAAUCGUUAGGGGAUGCUGCACCUAAAUUUGGUUCUGGGGAGAGGAGAGAUGGCGGGAAUAGAGGGGGCAGAGAAGGGAGAGGUGGUGGGGUUUUAGGGAAGAGGAGGAGGGAUGAUGAGAGUAGUAGCGGGGAGGACGUGCCGGAAGACGUGAAGUGGAUACCGAUGCCUAGGGAUACGCCACCACCGAUUCCGAAGGAGGUGCUGGAUAAGUGGUAUCAGAAGAGAAGGGAGAGGAUGGCGCGGGAUAAUGCUGGGAGGGGCACGAAUGCGAAUAUGAUGCCUCUGGGUGAUAAUGAGAGGAGGGUGGGUUAUGCGGAUGGGGCACCAGAGAAGGCUGCGGCGCCGAAGGUGGAGGCGCAGACCGUUUAUGAGGCGAAGCCGGUGAUUAGGGAUUUGAGGAAAGAGGCUGUGAGCUUUGUACCUGCUGCUGUGAGAGCUAAGCUAGACAAGUCGAAGGGCGUGGGAGGCUUAGUGGAACCAGAGGAAAUGGACAAUUUAGAGAAAGCGGGAUAUAUGGGAGCAUCCAAGAAGAGCGGAAAUGUUGAGGCUGAUGAAGGUGAUGAGGCAUACCCAGCGCAGCGUGGGCCACGAGCAGCGAUGGUGGAAGAAAUAGAGGAUGAGGAUGGUUAGAGUGUAUAACUACAAAAUUGAUACCCCGUUGAGCAAACGCCUGG
This is a messenger RNA of Hyaloscypha bicolor E, 971 nucleotides long. RefSeq lists its product as uncharacterized. NCBI's taxonomy places the organism in Eukaryota, Fungi, Ascomycota, Leotiomycetes, Helotiales, Hyaloscyphaceae. The transcript is spliced from 2 exons. The record is from RefSeq and is a predicted model, not a curated record. Gene Ontology annotation, biological process: RNA processing. The coding region runs from base 43 to 927 and encodes 294 amino acids.